This is a messenger RNA of Glossina fuscipes, 1153 nucleotides long. Its product is annotated as trypsin delta-like. The transcript is spliced from 2 exons. The record is from RefSeq and is a predicted model, not a curated record. Gene Ontology annotation, molecular function: serine-type endopeptidase activity. Lineage: Eukaryota; Metazoa; Arthropoda; Insecta; Diptera; Glossinidae. Bases 124 to 888 code for a protein of 254 amino acids. Gene Ontology annotation, biological process: proteolysis.
UGUUGAAAUUAUUGAUAUCAUAUUGAUAACAGAGUUUAUUAAAUCUUUCUAUCGAAUAUAAAUACCACGAGAUUUUCGCGAAAGCAUAGUCAGUCAGUUAAUAAAUUGUGUACAGUUAUCUAAAUGAAGUGUUUAAUUAUAAUUGCAUUUGUUGCUCUACAUGCGCAAGUAGAUGCUUUUUUCUUAAACAGUCGCAUAAUAAAUGGUCGACCUGCUCGGCCAGGACAAUUUCCCUAUAUAAUAUCAUUGAGGUAUAAUAAUAGCCAUGUCUGUGGUGGUUCUAUAAUAUCGCGUAAUUAUAUACUAACAGCCGCCCAUUGCCUUGCGAAUCAAAUUGAUGGAAAUAGAUUUAAUAUUCCUCCUUCGCCUUUCUCUAUACGUGCUGGUUCUAUACAUUUGGAAGAGGGUGGCGUCGUCAUUCCGGUUGCUGAGACUAUACAACAUCCGGAAUAUAGUAUUAAUUCGUUGGAUAUUGGUUUAGUCAGAUUAGCACAACCAUUGAAUUUCACUGAGCAUAUAAAUUGUAUAAACCUUGCUGAAUCCGAUCCACCAACGAAUGCAAGUAUCGGUGUAGCUGGUUGGGGCAAUACAGGCAACGGGCAAAGAAGAUCAGAAAUUCUGCAACAUAUCACUUUAUCAAGUUUAACAACACAAGAAUGUAGUAGAUUAUAUUCGAACAUUCACGAAUCGUCGCUUUGUCUUCUGCCUGAUCCAGUUCUCCUUAAUGGAAUUUGUCAUGGAGAUUCCGGUGGACCAGCUGUUUACAAUGAUCAAUUGGUAGGCGUUGCAAGUUACGUCAUGGGCGGAUGUGGUACUGCGUAUCCAAAUGUGUUCGUUAGUGUAGCACAUACUAUGGAUUGGAUUCGAGAGAACUCAGAUUUAAAUUAAAUUGCUUCAAUGUAAAUAACCUAAAAAAGCCUAUGAAUAUAACUUUUGAAAAGCAGCAAACCAAAGAAACAAAAAAAAAAAAGAAAGAAGUUUUGAUAUUAUUGGUUGAUUUCUAAAACAAGUUUGAAAAUUAUUCAAAGAGUUCCGAGCUCUUACCUCUCUCUCUAUAAGAAGUUGCUCUUAGAAUGAAUGCCAUGAACAAACAAGUCCGUCUGGUGUGUGUUUGGCUUGAUAGGCAAAUCAUAACACCAUAAGCCUGUUUUGA